AUGUCGACGUCUGAAGAACAGCCUGGCCUGCCUCCAUUUCCCGAGCUGCGCAUAAUGACUGUUCCCGACCACGAACUAGUCUCUCAGGACGGCAGCCUCAAGUUGGACAUUUACCGCGUCGGGUGGCAAAUCCAGAGAGAUAUUCGCAACGACAUAGAACCUUGGCUGAGGUACUUCAAAGUGAAGAUUCAAACAGCCGAUGACAAUCAAAUAGGAUACAUGACAUACAGACUCGUCAACGGCGGUUAUAUUGAUGAUUUCCACGAGGAAUUUCAGAUGUCCGAACAUGGCGCCGAGCAAUUGGAAACCAUAGGGAGUCUUCUAUUCACCAAGGACGGCACAUUUCAACCUAGAUGGUACAGCCAGCCAUACGUCGGCACAGGCAUCUUUGGCGCCGAGCUCAGUGCAACAAAAGCGAAAAUUGCUCUGCUCGACUGCACACCACAAGACCAUCUUUUUGUCCUCGACGAGUCUCGCCGUCGCCGUGUUGGCCUACUAGCCGUGCGCACACUCCUAGAGUCCCUUAGAGCAGAGGGCGUCAAAUUUGCUCUGACCUGGCCAUCUGUGCCCCGCAUACAACCGGAAUUAGUGGGGACGGCCACUGAACAGCGCCUGCUGCGGCGGAAUCUUGCCUUCACGCGGAAGGUGGGCUUCCGCAGAGUAGGCACCUCUCCGGUAUUCGCCUACAUGCUCCAAGACGCGGACCAUCCCUCCCACCAGCUGAAGAUAGAGAGCGACGUCUUCGCUAUCGAUGCUAUGUUGACUGUCAUCAGCUAUCUGUUUGGAUUAUGCAUUCUCAGUUCCUCGGGCUCUACAUGCGUCGCCUACAGACCACCUCAGGUAGCUUUGGCGCCCCUGCGAGCUUGUCCGCUCACUUUGAGGCUCCUAAGGCUUCCAUCCGGCACCGACCUUGCAGAAAAACGUAACUUCCACGUUGUAGUAUUCUCCCUCCAAUUCUACACUCUAGCAACGCCUGUUCCUUCCAAGCCUGUGCAACGACAGGAAGCAGGUGUUGCCCAGGACUCCGAACCCGAAGGCCUUGAGGGCCACCAGUUACGAGGCAGAAUCCUCUACAAAAUCACAGAAUCACAGCAUCAAAUAGGCUUCAGGUGGUCAUUCCGUCUUUGA
Molecule: messenger RNA, 1128 nt
Organism: Postia placenta MAD-698-R-SB12
Lineage: Eukaryota; Fungi; Basidiomycota; Agaricomycetes; Polyporales; Adustoporiaceae
Exons: 8
Coding region: 1-1128 (375 amino acids)
Source: RefSeq, a predicted model, not a curated record